Molecule: messenger RNA, 1716 nt
Organism: Molossus molossus (Pallas's mastiff bat)
Lineage: Eukaryota; Metazoa; Chordata; Mammalia; Chiroptera; Molossidae
Gene: NXF3
Product: nuclear RNA export factor 3
Biological process (GO): poly(A)+ mRNA export from nucleus
Cellular component (GO): nucleus; cytoplasm
Molecular function (GO): RNA binding
Source: RefSeq, a predicted model, not a curated record
AUGCCUUUAAGGAAGAGACUUCCUGUAAAGAUUCCAUCUUGCACUGAAGAAGUUGUUUGGAUCCAACUCUUGUCUUCCUCAGCAACCCACCCCGACCUUUUUCAAACUUCCAGCUCCAGACCGCACAGAUACUCUUCACAAGAAACCUGUGAGGACAUUGGUGACAGGUCACUGUCUUCAGGCCACAGCAUGGGGCACAAUACUCAAGGUAAUACCAUAUAUAGACGAUCAAGCUGGGGUAUUUACCGAAGGAGAUAUAUCAGUUUGUCUGAACAAGUAAGGUCUGGUAUUCCUUCUUCAUACCUCCAGCAACAAGAUGGAGAUGCAAGCAAAAGUGAUGGUCACGUGGACACCCGAGUAAGAUAUGCUCCCUAUGCCAUUCCACGCUAUCACCGGAGAGCCUAUUUUCAGACACAAAACCACACCCAUGUUAACAUGGAAAGAGAGCAAAAUCCUCCAGAGACAAAACUGGAAGAGAAGAGGCAGGGUGAGACCUCAAGAAAGUGGUUCAAGAUCACUAUUCCAUUUGGCAUAAAAUAUGAGGAGAAGUGGUUGCUGAAUUUGAUUCAGAGGCAAUGCAGCAUCCCCUUCACUCCAGUGGAAUUUCACUAUGACAAAAUGCAGGCCCAGUUCUUCGUUGAGAAUGUCAGCAUUGCCUUAGCAUUGCAGAAUGUCAAUGGCAAAAUUUGGGAUAAGAAUAAUGAGAAGAUAUCUCUCUUUAUCAGCCCCUCUGAUGCACCCAAGUCUGUGCAGAAGGAGCUGAAGUCAGAAAAGGAGGAACAGAUAAAGGAAGGGACUGGGGAUAAGGUCAUCUUGGCCCUCUUUCUCUGGUCUAUGUGUUCCUCUUCAUAAUCACAGGUGAAGUCAGCAGAGGGAUUGGACCAGGGCAAAGGGCUGGAGCCGGGAGAGAUGAGUGCAAACAUAAACCCCCUGUGCACCACCUUACCAGAUAAUUCAACCAACAUAAGUUCCAUCCUCGAAUUGUUCCCCAAAUUAUCAUGCCUGGAUGGCCAGGAGCCACCCCCACUAACUAAUUUUGGGAUUGAAGCCCCAAAGAAGUUACCAUCCUACAAGGGAAGUUUCUUUGGUUCUGAUACCCUGAAGAGUCUGAUCAUGCAAUUUCUGCAGCAGUACUACUUGAUCUAUGACUCUGGAGACCGGCACUGUCUUCUCUGUGCUUAUCAUGAUGAGGCCUGCUUCUCCAUGACCAUUCCCUUCAUCCAGGGCGACCCAGCCCCAAGCAACUUGUUUGUGUACUUCAAGGAUAACAGGAAUAUGAAGAACCUCAAGGACUCCAACCUGCGUUUUCAGCUGCUGAAACAUAGAAAACAUGACAUUGUGAGCUCCCUCUGUGUAUUGCCCAAAACUCAGCAUGACCUCAGCUCCUUCCUGGUGGACAUGUGGUUCCAGUCGGAAAGGAUGCUCUGCUUCUCUGUCAAAGGGAUGUUCAAGGAAGUGGAAGGAAGGUCUCAGGGUAUUCUUCGUGCCUUCACCCGGACCUUCAUCGCCACCCCUGCCGGCAAUUCCAGUCUAUGCAUCAUGAAUGAUGAGCUGUUUGUGAGGGACGCCAUCUCCAACGACUCAGAGUCUGCAUCCUCCAUCUGAGUAUCCACACCCUCCUGUAGCUCCAGGCCCACCCUCUCCCAGAAUCAGCAGGAAAUGGUGCAGGUUUUCUCCACCCCGCCUGGGAUGAGCCUCCAGUGGUCUCAGAAGUGA